Actinia tenebrosa (Australian red waratah sea anemone) is the source of this 1991-nucleotide messenger RNA. RefSeq names its product phytanoyl-CoA dioxygenase domain-containing protein 1 homolog. The record is from RefSeq and is a predicted model, not a curated record. NCBI's taxonomy places the organism in Eukaryota, Metazoa, Cnidaria, Anthozoa, Actiniaria, Actiniidae.
GUUGCGUGACUAGUUCUACGUGACAUGUCGCUGAGGUUUCUGCCGAAGCCUGCGGCUUGUACGAAAAGCUCCACAGUAUUCCUCUGUUUGYAGGACAAAGAAAGAAAGAAAGAAAUUCAAAGACUAGUAGAUUCGUACUAUAAUGCCGGGCAAAGAAGCAGAUGCACCCGAUGCACCCAGUAAACCAUAUGUUAUUGAGUGGCCAAAAUAUGAACCACUAGAAGAAUGGUUACGUACGCAGCCCACUGAUAAAUGGAAGGAAAACUUUGACAACGAUGGAUUCUUACCUUUACAUGAAGCUGUUGAGUGGAGAGAUCAACACCGACCCGCACAGGCAAGACCUUGGAUGGUACAAUCCACAGAAGAACAAGAAUCAAGAAAAUAUCUGUCAGAUAAUGUGGCCCAGUCUCUACAUCCCCACACUAAUGGAAGGUCCACUCCACGAGAGAGUCAGCGCAAUUAACAAAAUAAUUGUCGGACCUGAUGCAGUCUUUGAUUUUGAUAUGCUGAUAGCCAAGGGACCCAAUACAGACACGUCCACCCCCUGGCACCAGGAUGAGUCUUACUGGCCAGAUAUGCCUGACAAACGAACGGCUACAUGUUGGGUUGCCCUCGAUAACGCCACUGUAGACAAUGGUUGUAUGUGGUUUGUUCCUGGAUCGCACAAAAAGCCUCUGCGAGAACAUCGUUCUGCUGCCAAAGGAGCUCAUAUCUUGCAGUGUGAUUGCACCGAGGAGGAAGGAGUUCCUCAGCCCCUCCCACCAGGCUCAUGCUCAUUCCAUACGGGCAGGACACUACACUAUACACGUGGUAAUACCACUGAUAAUCUACGAAGAGCGUAUAUUACGAAUUAUAGGCCUGCCGCCAUGGUAGAAUGGGAACGAGAACACAACUUUUCUCACGGAAAACCGGGAGUUGACACAACGAAAAGAUCAGAUAAUGUCACAAUUGUGAGACGUCAUUUAUCAGACCAAAACCAAUGAACGAAGCCAAGUUCUACCAAGCUCUCUGCAUAUUGACCCAGAUGGUAAAAUCGACUAGAACUGCAUGCACAAAACCUCUAAACGAAUAUGCAUUUCUCUAAUACACUUGAUUGAACUCUGACUGAUGGGCUCAAAAUCGAGGUUUGACUUGAUGUGUUCAGAUAUUUACACAGGUAGCCUUAGUUUAUAAUGUGGAAUAUAUUUUUUUCUUUAAUUUAGGAAAUAAAUGCUAUUAACUUUUUACGAUGUCUUUUCCUGCUCUUUAUCUUGGUCUGUACUAAUAUCCAGCCGAUUUGGAGCACAUUACAAACUCUAAGGAAAAUCCCCACAAAAGCAUAGCUUGGGCUACCUGUGAUAUUUACUGUAUUUUAUCAAGUCCAACUUCAAGCCCAUUGUCACUCUGACAGCGAAUUUGGAAGAGGUCUAUUGUUAGAAAUAUUUUAAUAAGGUAUGGGAAAGAUUUUUAAUGUUUUAAAAAUGAAUAUAUACAUUAAUGAAUUUUAGAUUGAAAUCCUAGAGUACAAACACUAAAAGUGUGCAACACUUUGCACUAUUUAAUAGUAAAUAGUGCUAAUUAAACAAUAGAAAACAAUAGGAUUAGCAUAAUUUAGCAGUAUUUAGUGGUAUUUAUAUCACACACGUAUAGUGUUUGUACUCUACGAAUUAUUUGUAUAUGGGCUUUCUAAUUUUAUAGAUAAAUAUUAAAUAAUGAUCCGUAGAUCAUGUAGAUUGAUCCCAUUCAUUUCACACACUUGCUUUGAACACACUUUAAACGGGGCACUGAUGAAGAGAGUGCACAAAAAAACAGUAUAUCGUUGACUUUAUUCCUCUACCUACAGUCCGGUUCAUUACCAUUUUUGAUAAUAUGCGUGACGUCAUUUAGUGUCACAAAAUGGCCGCCAAACAAUUAUUCCUCAUCUCGGCUUAAAUAAUAAAAAGAAGUAUUGCCGGUAAGGAAUAACGAAAGUAAGCAAGAAAUUAUCAAAUAAACCCAGCACAUAAGAUUCA